This is a messenger RNA of Phialemonium atrogriseum, 2100 nucleotides long. RefSeq lists its product as uncharacterized. Bases 346 to 2100 code for a protein of 584 amino acids. Lineage: Eukaryota; Fungi; Ascomycota; Sordariomycetes; Cephalothecales; Cephalothecaceae. The record is from RefSeq and is a predicted model, not a curated record. The transcript is spliced from 6 exons.
CGACCAGAAACCCUGCUGUGCCCGAAACUCCAUGGCAAUUGGCUGAAGAAGGCCCUCGGUGUCCACACUUGCCCACCGUCUGCACAGUUUAUUGGCCGGGAAACUGCCCUUUGUGUAAUCUGCAGCUUGUCGUUCUUGUCUACAGAGUACUGUCUGCAUGGCAGCGUGGCAGUGUGGCUGGAUUCGGCCAGUUAAAAGGGGUAAGCUGUAAUAGUUUCAGGCAAUGAUGACUUGUCCAACACUCAUACCCCUCCCGAACAUCCCACUUCAGCCUCACGCACGACACGCAGCACAACACAACACACACACUACGGCAAAGACGCAUCCAUUAGCACAUCAUCAAUCAUGAGCAGCACCGGUUUCACUGCUGUUCAAAGAAAAACCAUCGAGCAUGGAGAGAUGGCAGAGAUGCCGGGCAAAAAUCCAGCCAAAAUGCCUAAGCGCAGCCAAUCCGAGCCUCCCGCCGGGCGCAAGCCUGACGACCGGGACAGGGACAGGGACAGGGACGAAGCUGAUCGUCAAGACCGGUUCCAACUGAGCGCCCACAUCUUCGUGGUCGUCUCCGUCACCUUCUCGCCCCUCAUCGGCUUCUGCUGGCGACUGAUCCUAAUCAGCCUCUACUUCACCUAUCAUUACUCCAGCUUCGUCUUUCACUUCCUCCGUGAUCCCCCGCGGCGCUGGUCUCAUGUGCCGCAAUUCGUAGCGAAGACGGUGGUUCAUGGUGUUGUCUUGGUGGUUCUGACGUCGUGGUGCAUAUCAAUCACGCCGAUCCAUGUGAUUGCGCCGACCAUGAUGGACCUCUGGACUCCGUAUACCGUGCACCCAGCCUUCAGGAACACGGAGGUCAUGUAUGAUGCUGGAAGUAGCGCGGUGGUCGACAUUUUCGCCAUCCACGGUCUUGGCUCAAAUCCCGAUAGCGCCUGGGCCCACAGGACGGGCAACGAGACCAGGGUCCACUGGCUGAGAGACCUGCUGCCGGCGGCCGAGGGUCUCCAGGACAUCAGAGUCGUGCUGGUCAACCACCAGACACGGUGGGAUUCAAAUACUGCUAAUCUGGGACUGCAGCAUCAUGCAUCCGAGCUUCUAGAGCACAUUAAAGAUCUGCACACGGCUAAUCCUGAGCGGCCCAUAGUCUUCAUCGCACACAGCUUUGGUGGAAUACUGCUGAAGAAGGCUCUACUUCUUGCAAAAGCCCGGUCAAGGGACGUGGCGGCAAUGACUAAAGGGAUCAUCUUCCUCGGCGUGCCGCAUCGGGGUACCAAUGCUGCGUUUGUCGCAUCAUGCUUGUCCUGCAUGGCCUUCUUCCGCGGCUCGUCGUCAGACCUGCUGGAGCUCAUGUCCGUAGACGGCCCGGAGCUCCUGGACCUCGAGUCUGAGUUCUAUGACGCGUACGUGAUCCAGUACCACUCCCAGGAUAUCCAGCCGUACAUUUGCGACAUUCUCGAAAAGAGGCCGGAAAAAAUCGGGAAGCUUGUCUUGGGCUCGAUAGUCAGACCAAAGCACGGCCAGCUCCGCCACGGCAGGCUCCUUGAUCUCGACACGGACCACCGAGGCCUGAACAAGUUCCAGUCCCACGAUGAUCCCAACUUCCAGACAUUCCUGAAAGUUCUCUGGCAGGCAUACGAGCACGCAUUGCAAAACAGCCUCCCGCCAGAGGAGAAAUUCCCCCCUCCCCUAGUCCCCAUCGCCGAGCCCGAGCCCGAGCCCAAGAAGAAGAACACCACGGCCCACGACCUGCUGGUCAUGGCCGUGCUCGGCAUGCCUUGGGCGAAGAUGAGCAUGUUAACUGCCGCCGGCCUCUACGGCCUGGAGGAUCUGACCGCCGCGUGGCUGGCCCGCGACCGCGGCCGGUCGGGGAGCUACUUCACCCCGCGCGUUCCGAAGAUGGUGGCAUACGGCGCCCUCGUCCACGUGCCGCUCGGCAAUCUCCUGAAGUGGCUGCUGCACGCGGCCUUCAGGGGCCGCACGAGCCUGCUCUCCCAGGGCCUGCAGAUCCUGAUUAUCAACCUGCUGGUGCGUUAUCUACCUACCGUACCUACCUACCGGCACCACCCCCAUCCGCCACUUCCCCUGAUAUAUUUUGAUAUUCACGCACGUUAA